Molecule: messenger RNA, 1022 nt
Organism: Trichosurus vulpecula (common brushtail)
Lineage: Eukaryota; Metazoa; Chordata; Mammalia; Diprotodontia; Phalangeridae
Product: DNA-directed RNA polymerase II subunit RPB4
Exons: 1
Coding region: 1-429 (142 amino acids)
Biological process (GO): nuclear-transcribed mRNA catabolic process, deadenylation-dependent decay; transcription initiation at RNA polymerase II promoter; positive regulation of translational initiation
Cellular component (GO): RNA polymerase II, core complex; P-body
Molecular function (GO): translation initiation factor binding; nucleotide binding
Source: RefSeq, a predicted model, not a curated record
AUGGCGGCCGGAGGCAGUGACCCUCGCGCCGGCGAUGUGGAGGAAGACGCCUCGCAGCUCGUCUUCCCCAAAGAGUUUGAAACAGCAGAAACUCUGUUAAAUUCUGAAGUGCACAUGCUUCUGGAGCAUCGGAAGCAGCAGAAUGAAAGUGCAGAGGAUGAACAAGAGCUCUCGGAGGUGUUCAUGAAAACGCUAAAUUACACUGCCCGGUUUAGUCGGUUUAAAAACAGGGAAACCAUUGCUAGUGUUCGGAGUUUGUUACUCCAGAAAAAGCUCCAUAAGUUUGAGCUGGCCUGCUUGGCAAACCUUUGUCCUGAGACGGCAGAAGAGGCAAAGGCUCUGAUUCCAAGCCUGGAGGGUCGAUUUGAAGAUGAGGAAUUACAACAGAUUCUUGAUGAUAUCCAGACCAAGAGGAGCUUCCAGUAUUAGUAAUAGGAGCCCAGCCCUUCAGUGAAGACAGAAGGGAAAUUUCCCAAAAUUCCUCUGCAGCUGAGAAGAACUCGGACUCUCUUCAGAGACCGUACGGAAAUUGAGUCGCGAAAGUUGGUCAAGCCUCCUGUGGACAAGGCAAUGCAAAGUCUUGCAUCAACAAGUAAUUCAAACUUGUGGAACAGUUGUGAUUCUGACUGACUCUUUGAAUAUUUGAGAUGUGGCUAAGGCCAGGAAUGUCAUUGACUCCUAAAGGGGCUUUGGGAUGAUUUCCUUUAAUGAUGGGUUUUUAAAUGAGAUGGUGGACCAGUACCUAGAUACUUGCAUCAUCCUCUCCGUCCCUUCUCUUCAAGGGAAGUGUUUAAGGGGAAAGAGUGAAGUGGGAGAGUUUAGCCAGUAAAUAUGGCAUGUUAUUGACUACCUCAUAUCACUGAAUUUGGCACUUCAUUUAUAUUCACGGAAUUUCAAGCUAUUGUGAAAUAUUAUUGACCCAGAUUAGAAUAUAUAAAAAUAAUUUGAGUAAAAAAAAGUUGUCUCAUAUAAAUGAUGGAAGGAAAAAUCAGAGUGAACCUAUACCUGAAUUGUUUGAAGUU